CACCUGUCUUGACAAUAAACAUACGUUAUUGUGAUAACGGACUUGGAGGAAGAUUUGAACUGCAACAAAAGACAUGGAUUCCUCUAAGUUGUUUAUGAUUGCACUAGUCCUAAAUAUAUGUGCAUUGGUCUUCCAAAUUAUUGGCGUAGCGCCACCAUAUUGGGCUUACAUUGAAUUCGGUACUUCCAAGGUGUAUUCCGGUUUGUGGACGCAAUGUACGGAAGUCCUGGGAACAACAUCAUGCUCCGACGUAGCGUAUACUGAAGGUUGGUUUGAACUUGUGCGAGCAUUUAGCAUUCUGGGGCUUCUUUUGUUGAUUGUUGCUGUUGUCAUGACCGUUCUUAAACUGUUUGUCAUGAAAGACAAGAAACCAGUCCUGUUUGCCGGUAUAGGAACAUCAUUUGCCGGCGGUUUCUUAAUUUUCAUAGCAAUAACAGUCUACGCCGCGGAUUUGAACGACCUGCUGUCUAAUUUAACAUUCACUUUUCAUUUCGCGUUUGCCUUCAGCAUCCUUGCGAUGAUAAUGGCAUUCGCAGGAGGAGCAAUUCUGUUACUGGGAAUGAUAAAAGAAUGAAAUUUUAUUUGUUAAAACCGUAAAAAAUGAUUCAAUUCUUUUCGAAAUUGUUUAUGAAACAAAUCAAAUAUUAUCCGUUACUGUUCAGUAAUAAACCUGUUUUUAUUAAUAAACUGAUGUGAAAUUUACAUGUUCAAUAAAUUCUUCUUAUUAACGCUUAUUCAGGU
Magallana angulata is the source of this 741-nucleotide messenger RNA. RefSeq lists its product as uncharacterized. The coding region runs from base 74 to 574 and encodes 166 amino acids. The transcript has 4 exons. Gene Ontology annotation, cellular component: membrane. The record is from RefSeq and is a predicted model, not a curated record. Lineage: Eukaryota; Metazoa; Mollusca; Bivalvia; Ostreida; Ostreidae.